Diachasmimorpha longicaudata is the source of this 5233-nucleotide messenger RNA. RefSeq lists its product as uncharacterized. The coding region runs from base 706 to 3729 and encodes 1007 amino acids. Lineage: Eukaryota; Metazoa; Arthropoda; Insecta; Hymenoptera; Braconidae. The record is from RefSeq and is a predicted model, not a curated record. Gene Ontology annotation, molecular function: protein binding. The transcript is spliced from 12 exons.
GUCUCACUUGUUCGUCGGUCCCCAAGAAAUACUCGCGCGGAUAUCUGGCGGUGUACUGGCACUCUCCUGCGUAUACGGUUAACCGGCUCCGCGCCAGCGUCAGUCCCGGGAACAUCGGGCCCAACAAUUUAAUUUCCCAACAGCCCAUUUAAACCGAUUGUUUAUUUAUAUUUUCGGUACCUUAAUUCAGCGAUUUUUUCUCGCGUUUGUUGGAGGCGCGGUUUUUGUCGGUUUUGUGUGGAGCCGCUGGCUGCGGUUUGUAAUAAUUAAUUGACAUGUUGGUGUGAGUUUCAGGUGAAGUGAUUUGUGUCUUUUGAAGGAAUUCGAUUCUUCUCGUGACUCGCAGAUAAGGGAUAAGGGAUUGACGGAGUUGUUCUUUCAAAACGUUCUCUUGUGAAGUGCGUGGGGGCUUUGUUGGGGGAAAUAAUGGUGUAUUGAAAGCACGUGGGGGACAUCGAUGGAAUCUGGUGAUUUUUCUUCACAUGAAAUAGGUGGUCGUUAACCCCGGAGUUCAAGGAGCUCUGAAUGAGACGGGAAUAAUAGAUUUUUUUUCCAGAUGAUGAGACAAUCUACAAGACGUUAUCGUCACCGAAGCCGCUGCCGAAUAAUCGUUUGAAUCCCUCGUCCCAUCCUGAUCACCAGAACCAUCAGAAUAGAAGUGACAUUUACCCAGGGGUUCAAACUAUACCUGGACCACAGUACAGGAUGCCACCCCUGUACGGUGAAGAGCAAACCAACCAAAAUCAGCAGCCAACGAGUCUCCAAACGCACAGCAAUAAAUUUCCGAUCGAGCGCGAAGUGGUGAUCUCUUCGGCCGAUAAGAACACGAAAAUUCCAAUUUUACACGAGUACAAACGAACGACAGGGAGAGUUGCUAUUGCUCCUGAUGCACCCGUGAAACAACAGGCGUGGGUGCAGGAGGGCAAUCAGGGACAGGACAGGCAAGAAGGUCAUGCUCGAACUUUCCCGACUGCAGAGACCCACUCGUCAUCAUCGACAGGCGCAGUACCCCGUACCCCGAAAUCCGAGGACGAUCGUAGUAAAUCCUUCAGCAAGACCUAUCACACCCUCAAGGACAUGAUCUCCAGUCGCUUCGGUCCAUCACGAAAGGACACCGAGCCCGAUCCAGAGGUGAGCCUCAACAACGUCACCGAGGAGUUGCGAAAAUCCUCGCACAACGUUGAUGAGGAUGACUCGAAGAAGAAGGAAACGACUUACAGCAAACCAAGGGCUCAGGAUCCACCGCCGAUAAACAUGCAGCAUUACCCUAAGAACAGUUAUCAACAGUAUGGUCAUAGUUAUUACCAAAGUCCCCAGCAAAAUGUUGCAGGUCAACUGCAAACAGCCCCGACGAUUCAGCCCAGUCUCCCAGGUCAGUCUGCCCAACUCCACGUGACCCACCUGACCCCCCCUGCCGGUGUCCAAACAGUUCACCAAACCCAGGUGUCUUCCUACAGUCAACCAGUGCCACCACGAGGUGACUACGUGGUUCAGGGGCCAGGUGGCCACCUGCAUCAGCACCAGAACGUCCCACUAGGUAAACACGGGCUUCCUAUGCAGCCAGUCGCUGGCAAUCCGACCUACCAAAGUCCCCAACAGCUCCUCCACCAGUCCCAGCUGCACCAGACCUCCAGAUUCAAUCAGCAGCACGUCCAGAAUAUGCACCAACGUCAGCUGAUACAGCAGAUGCAGCAGCAGCAGCAUCAACUGGUCGUUGGCCAGCAGAGUCCCAGAACCAACAUGAGGACCCAGCCGCAGUUUCCAGCUGGUGUCUCCUAUCAGCAGUAUCAACAAGCCCGACAGACCAUAUCCCGGUCCCAAAUCGAUCUUCCAAGCACCUCUAGACAAGGACUAGACGUGAGAAUUGGGGGACAAGAGGUCUACUAUCAUUACAAUCAGAACAAGCCCAGGUUCACGGGAACUCCGCAAGUCUACAUGAAACCGGAGAAUGAAACUGAGUUCCAGAGACGGAAUUCAGCCAGGUGUAUGGAGAAAGCUGUCUCGCAGCCUCAGCUUUGCUACGAGGAUGACAGAAAUUCAGACAGAAGAACCGAGAAGAGUGAGGAGGGCAAGAAUAUUGGGAAUGAUGUGCUGUUGAGUGAAAAAUAUGAAAUCACAGUUGAGGACAGGAGCCAGGAGUUCAACAGAAAUGACAGCCAACGGCAGAACGAAGACUUCAGACCGGAAACGAGUUUCUGUAAUCGUAAAGACAACAUACGCAGCUCGAAGAAGGACAACGACGUCAGUCAGGGAGAGGAUGUGACUAAGGAGUCCGGUGUGCUGAAGAAAAUGGCUGAUAUUCAGAAGAGGGGGGAUAGCAAGGAUCCAAGUGAGAUUGAUGGUACGAAAGGGGGGCCCAAGAAUGGGGGACAGGUGAAUGAGGCUGCCAGGCGGAUUGAGGAGAGCACGAGAAAACUUGAGGUGAACUAUCAGGGAAAGGAGGGAGGGAGGAAAGAGGAAUUGGACCACAGUAUGGCGAGACUUAAAAUUCAGAACCAGGGAUCUGGGUCGGAUUAUGACAAAGCUGGACAGAGCUCGAGUAAUGUUGACUCGGGACGGGGAUCUGCGGUUUAUUCCAGUGGACGAAGGCCACCCCCGGAGGAUCAGAAUCAUCCACAAGGUCAAGACUCUGAGUGGGUUGACAUUGUGGAAUCCGAGCUGCGUAGUAUCCUAGAGCCAAGAGACGUACCCGCAAUGGCCCACUCCACCCUGUCAGAGAGUGUUUCCUCUGUAACACCUCCUCUGCCACCACUCUCGCCUCAUGGGAGUCCACGCACACCAAGGAAUCGAUACUCCACGAGUUUACCUUACGGUAGUAAACCGAAUUACGGUGAUUACGGGAAGGGACAGGACAAGAGAAAUUUCCAAGGAAGCACUAAACAUCGGGGUGUGUCCACUUCCAAGAAGGACGCGGCCAAAAAAUUCACGCACUUAUUUGGUGUUGAAGCAGCGGACGUGACAUCGACAACAACUGGUCUAGAUCUGGAUUCAAUGUUGGACAGAAGUGAUUCAGACUUGAGCACAAAUGACGCAAGAACUAUCCGAAAACAAUUGGAGGGGCUCGAGAAUAUGUACAGCGAGGUUUUAAAGUUAUUAGGGGGCAGCGUGAAGAAGAGGAGAAAAACGAGGGGAUUAACGAGUUAUGGAUCAGUGUCGUCCCUUCCAACAUCCUCAGUGUCCUCGAGACCAGUUGCAAGGCAUCACGACAAAAGGAGAGGCCAUGUAAUUGAUGAUCGAAUGAAGAAAGCUAAGGAUGUUAAGAGCAUAAACAAACGCUUCCAGCGGUUGGAAUCACAUGUAGUCACCCUGGCCCGAUCAGUUGCGCAUCUCUCUUCAGAGAUGAGAACCCAGCAUCUGAUGAUCCAGGAGAUGGAGAACAUUAGGGGGGAAAUAGCAGCAUUGAGGACACAGACCAGUAUGGCAAUGGUCAGGUCACAGUCCCAACCACUGCUCAAGGAUUCUGAAUUGCCUGCACUGUCCAAUCCCUCGAGGGUAAAGAAACUCACUAAAUUCUUCGGGACCGAGCCACCACUCAUUAGAUUGUUCCUGAGGGAGCUGGGAUACGAGAAAUACGCAUCGUCAUUUGAGAAGGAAAAAGUGGGAAUGGUGGAGCUGCCUUAUUUGAGCGAGGAGAGGCUCCAGAAAAUGGGAAUACCCCUGGGGCCGAGAUUGAGAAUUCUCCAGGAAGCGAGAAUAUCAGUCUGUAAAGAUCCAAUUUACGUCGUCUGAACGUACGACGCUAUAUUCUCAUUAAUUAAUAGAAUAGGGGACUGAAAAAAAUUGUAACAUCGAAUUCGUUGUUGAGGGAAAUAAGUUGGAAAAUUCGUCUGUGAAAGCUGGGGAGAAUGAUGAGGUGGUGGGUGAUGUGUUCGAGGAGAAGUGAAAAUUCAAUAUUUCCGGUCGUAAAAACAUUUACGAUCAAUCUCGAUCGAAAAUUACCGUCUUCCGCUACUGAAAUUCACGAAAUUGGCGAAAGCAUAAAACGGACACUUUCUCAUUUCACUUCACUGCGCUGUAAUUCAAGGAAUUCUCAGUAUUAAUUGAGGUGUAUAAUUUACCGAGAGCUUUAUUACGAGGAUACAAUAGAGGAUAACGUUGGAUGAAUAAAUUCAGGAUUAAUUUUUGAUGAUUACGUGACGUGCAGUUGUUUGCGAUUUUUUUUGGAAAAUAUUUCAGGGGAAGAGAAACAUUUCGUUGGGAUUUUUUUUUCGCAAAGUGAACUCCUUCCCCUUGAAAAGGUUCCUCUUCCCAUUGAAUUCGUAGAGUGACCAAAAAUGAACGUUAAUCAUCAUGAUUAAUCAUUAAUUUCUAAUGAUACUGUUCGGUAGGCGAACGACAAAGUAAUUACCCUAAUUUCAUUGUCGACAAACAAGUCGAAGCCCGACUCAUAAUUACGUUUCAAAUAUGACUUAUUCUCAUUAUCAAUUAUUCACGAAAUGGACAUGAAUUGUAGAGAGUAUCAUUGACCCAAGGGGACUGGGUCCUCUCUUCAUUGUCAACAGCUUAGGGACACGUGACGUUGUCUGAUGACUCCAGAGGGCAAACGACGCAGACAGAAGGGGAAUUAUCGAGCAUUGGGUCAAGUUUGCCAAAGAGUUACCGAAUCAUUUUUUAUUUCUUUCCCUUCUCUUUUAUCAGUUAUUCGCAAUACGUUAUCUAAAUGGGUUAACGAAAAUUUCGGGGGCGUUUAGGUACCAAAGAAAUGACGAUUGGUAUUCCGAGUGCCAACAAAGUGCUUCCGAAUUUUUAUUCGAUGAUUGUUAUUCAAUAUGUGUCGAUGUAAUUGAUAAAUGAAAUUAUCUGACACUUGGAAAUAAUUAUUGUGUACAGUUGUUUCAAUUAGACGUAAUAUUCAGGAGUUAUUUGUAGAUUAGGACCAUUAUUUUAUUAUCAUUAUCAUCGAGUACCCACAAUCACUAAUGUUAAUUGUUAAUUGUAUUUAAUAAACAUUAUUUUUCGGUUUUUGAGCAGUUUUUGUGAUUUUAAUUGCUUCAUCAAUUUUUGGAAGGAACCAGAGUUGAGAGUGUUAAUCGCAUCAUAAAGAUGUGGACCAGUUUCAAGAGGAAAUGUACAAUUUAACAAUUGUAGUCAAUUAUUUUUCUAGUCAGUUCUCUGAUUGGCGAUACGAGACUGACUCGAAUGGGUUUUCUCUUCAGGGCAAUCAACUGUCCCUCAUCAUUCAUUCACUUUUGAUCGGCUAAUUUGUCCUCGUGCCUCGGUGAGUGAUAUCUUC